UAUCUUCUUGUUGUACACAUGGACAUGGGGUAGGGGGUCAGGCGCCGCUGCAGUAUUUAUUUUAAAAACUUGUCAUCUGAUAAAAGAAACCAGUGAAAGAGUGUCGGCAAGGUCACUGCCCAUUUGUCGUUUUUCCCUGCAAGACGUCUAAGGACUGUUCUACCACCAAAAUGUCUACUGAUACAAAGGAAGGAAUGCUUCUUGGUAUGGGCAAUCCUUUAUUGGACAUUCUUGCCACUGUCACUCCUGACUUCCUCACGAAGUUCAAUCUCAAGGCUAAUAAUGCCAUACUUGCUGAUGAAUCACACAAGUCUUUGGUGCCAGAAAUGGUUAAGAAUUUCAAAGUGGAAUACAUUGCAGGAGGGUCUGUGCAGAACACAUUAAGAAUUGCUCAGUGGAUUUUAAAAAAGCCAAAUGUAGCUGCAUUCUUUGGUUGUGUGGGCCGUGACGACAACAGUGAAAUCAUUCAGAAAAAGGCAGUGGAGGCAGGAAUAAAUGUCCAAUAUCAGUACAGUGAAACACAAUCCACAGGUACAUGUGCUGUGCUAGUCACAGACAAUGGCCGCAAUAGGUCCUUGGUAGCAGAUCUGUCAGCUGCUAAUUGUUUUACUUCGGACCAUAUUAAGAAACCAGAAAAUAAGAAACUUAUUGAGAAUGCCCAGUUCUUUUACAUAUCUGGCUUCUUUUUGACUGUGAGCCAGGACACCAUCCAGACAGUUGCAAAAUAUGCUCAUGAAGCAAAUAGGACUCUUGCCAUGAAUCUUAGUGCUCCAUUUAUUGUUCAAAUAUUCAAGGACGGUAUGAUGGCUGCUAUGCCUUAUGUAGAUAUUCUUUUUGGGAAUGAAACAGAAGCUCUUGCUCUGGCCAAAGAGUUAGACUUUGGCACCUCUAAGAUGGAAGAAAUAGCUCUCAAAAUUUCACAGCUGAAGAAAGCUGGAAGUAAGCCUCGUAUGGUGGUCAUUACUCAAGGUCAUGAUCCAGUAAUUCUUAUCAAAGAUGGUGCCCUAAAAACUUAUCCCGUUGAACAACUGCCUGAGGGGAAGAUUGUCGAUACCAAUGGUGCUGGAGAUGCCUUUGUUGGAGGAUUUUUGGCUCAAUUGAUCCAAGGCAAAGAUGUUGAUUCUUGUGUGAAAUGUGCCAUCUGGAGUGCAACACAUGUUAUUCAGCAGUCAGGUUGUGCAUUUGAUUCUUCUAUUCAAUAUUUUGGUUGAAUAAAAUAAUACUGAUAUGAAA
This is a messenger RNA of Frankliniella occidentalis (western flower thrips), 1233 nucleotides long. RefSeq lists its product as uncharacterized. The transcript is spliced from 8 exons. Bases 171 to 1211 code for a protein of 346 amino acids. Gene Ontology annotation, molecular function: adenosine kinase activity. NCBI's taxonomy places the organism in Eukaryota, Metazoa, Arthropoda, Insecta, Thysanoptera, Thripidae. The record is from RefSeq and is a predicted model, not a curated record. Gene Ontology annotation, biological process: purine ribonucleoside salvage. Gene Ontology annotation, cellular component: cytosol; nucleus.